Nakaseomyces glabratus is the source of this 4221-nucleotide messenger RNA. It is a transcript of the gene TOP2, whose product is annotated as DNA topoisomerase 2. The record is from RefSeq and is a predicted model, not a curated record. Gene Ontology annotation, biological process: DNA topological change; sister chromatid segregation; resolution of meiotic recombination intermediates. NCBI's taxonomy places the organism in Eukaryota, Fungi, Ascomycota, Saccharomycetes, Saccharomycetales, Saccharomycetaceae. Gene Ontology annotation, cellular component: nucleus. Gene Ontology annotation, molecular function: ATP binding; DNA topoisomerase type II (double strand cut, ATP-hydrolyzing) activity; DNA binding.
AUGAGUGAACCUAAAACCGCUUCUGAAAGAUAUCAGAAGAUAUCUCAGUUAGAGCAUAUUCUUAAGAGACCCGAUACAUAUAUUGGAUCUGUAGAAAUACAAGAACAAGAGCAGUGGAUUUAUGAUGAGGAAACUGAUUGUAUGAUUGACAAGACCGUGAAUAUUGUUCCAGGUCUAUUUAAAAUCUUCGAUGAAAUUCUAGUGAAUGCAGCUGAUAAUAAGGUACGUGAUCCCUCAAUGAAAAGGAUUGAUGUUACCAUCAACCCUGAGGAAAACUUCAUUGAAGUUAGAAACGAUGGUAAAGGUAUCCCAAUUGAAAUUCAUGAAAAGGAGAAGAUCUAUAUUCCAGAACUAAUUUUUGGACACUUGUUGACGUCUUCUAAUUAUGAUGAUGAUGAAAAAAAGGUCACUGGUGGUAGAAACGGUUACGGUGCCAAAUUGUGUAAUAUAUUCUCAACAGAGUUUACUUUGGAGACAGCAGACCCCAAAAAUGGCCGUAAGUAUGUUCAGACGUGGGAAAACAAUAUGAAUGUGUGUCAUCCGCCUAAGAUUACCUCUUAUAAGAAAGGUCCAUCGUAUACUAAAGUAGCAUUUAAGCCUGACUUGAGCAGAUUUGGUAUGGAGUCACUAGACAGUGAUAUAUUGGGUGUGAUGCGUCGUCGUGUUUAUGAUAUUAACGGUUCUGUACGUGAUGUUAAUGUUUACCUGAAUGGAAAACCAUUGAAGAUAAGGAAUUUCAAGAACUACGUGGAAUUGUAUUUGAAGUCAUUAGAAAAGAUGAGGAAAAUGGACAAUGGUGAAUCAGACACUACUCCAAGUAAUAUUCCAACUAUUUUAUAUGAACGUGUCAGUGACAGAUGGGAAAUAGCCUUUGCAGUCUCCGAUAUUUCUUUCAAGCAGGUUUCAUUUGUUAACUCAAUUGCUACAACAACGGGUGGUACUCAUGUUAAUUAUAUUGCUGAUCAAAUCGUCAGAAAAGUUUCUGAUAUCCUUAAGAAGAAGAAGAAAAAUAUUAAGCCAUAUCAAAUCAAGAAUAACAUGUUCAUAUUUAUCAACUGUCUAAUUGAAAAUCCUGCAUUCACAUCGCAAACAAAAGAGCAACUGACCACAAGAGUUAAAGAUUUUGGAUCAAGGUGUGAUAUUAGUAGCGACUAUAUCAAUAAAAUUAUGAAAACUGAUUUAGCCACAAAGAUUUUUGAAAUUGCUGAUGAGAAUGCUAAUAAUGCACUAAAGAAAUCAGAUGGUUCCAGGAAGUCAAGAAUUACUGAUUAUCCAAAAUUAGAAGAUGCCAAUAAAGCAGGUACUAAAGAUGGUUACAAAUGUACGCUUAUUUUGACAGAGGGUGACUCUGCCUUGUCCUUAGCAGUUGCUGGUUUAGCUGUUGUUGGUAGAGAUUACUACGGUUGUUAUCCGCUAAGAGGUAAAAUGUUAAAUGUUAGAGAGGCCACUGCAGAUCAGAUUCUAAAAAAUGCUGAAAUUCAGGCCAUAAAAAAGAUCAUGGGUCUUCAACACAGAAAGAAGUAUGAAGAUACGAAAUCACUAAGAUAUGGGCACUUGAUGAUUAUGACAGAUCAAGAUCAUGACGGUUCACAUAUCAAGGGUUUGAUUAUCAACUUUAUUGAGACAUCUUUUCCUGGUUUGCUAGAUAUUCCUGGUUUCUUAAUUGAGUUCAUCACUCCAAUUGUCAAAGUGACUAUCACCAAGCCAAUCAAAAAGGUAAUCUCGUUUUUCAAUCUUCCAGAUUAUGAAAAAUGGAGAGAAGAAGAGUCUCAUAAGUACAGUUGGAAGCAGAAGUACUACAAGGGUUUAGGUACCUCCACAAGUCCAGAAAUUAUUGAAUAUUUUUCUAAUCUAGAUACGCAUUUGAAAAAGUUUCAUGCUUUACAAGGGGAUGAUAAGGACCUCAUAGACUUGGCAUUCUCAAAGAAGAAAGCUGAUGAUAGAAAAGAAUGGCUACGUCAAUAUGAGCCUGGUACAGUCUUGGACCCAACUCUAAAUGAAAUUCCAAUAAGUGAUUUUAUUAAUAAAGAGUUGAUUUUAUUCUCUUUGGCGGACAAUGUUAGAUCUAUUCCUAGUGUACUUGAUGGUUUUAAACCUGGUCAAAGAAAGGUUUUGUAUACUUGUUUCAAGAAGAAUCUAACUACAGAAAAGAAGGUUGCUAAUUUAGCUCCAGCUGUCAGUGAUUACACUGCUUAUCAUCAUGGUGAACAGGCCCUUGUUCAAACUAUUAUUGGUAUGGCUCAAAAUUUUGUUGGUACUAAUAACAUAUAUUUCUUGAAGCCGAAUGGUGCCUUUGGUACAAGAGCUACUGGUGGUAAGGAUGCUGCUGCUGCAAGAUAUAUCUACACUGAGCUGAAUAAAAUUGCGAGAAAAGUAUUCCAUCCUGCUGAUGAUCCUCUUUUCCGCUAUGUUCAAGAAGAUGAAAAGACUGUUGAGCCUGAGUGGUAUCUUCCAGUCGUACCAAUGGUGCUAAUUAAUGGUGCAGAAGGUAUUGGUACUGGUUGGAGUACCAGUAUUCCUCCAUUUAAUCCUCUAGAUGUUGUUAACAAUAUCAGGCAUUUAUUGAAUGAUGAAGAAAUGGAUGAUAUGCACCCAUGGUUUAGAGGUUGGACUGGUACAAUGGAAAAAAUUGAGUCACAGAGAUACAGGAUGUAUGGUAGAAUUGAACAAGUUGGUCCAAAUACACUUGAAAUUACUGAACUUCCUGCUAGAACUUGGACUUCUACCAUUAAGGAGCAUCUAUUGCUAGGUUUAGGUGGUAGUGAAAAGGUUAAGCCUUGGAUCAAAGAUAUGGAGGAACAGCACGCUGAAACUAUCAAGUUUAUAAUUAAAUUGACAGAUGAAGAAAUGACUAAAACUAGAAAACUUGGAUUUUAUGAAAGAUUUAAACUGAUAUCGCCAAUUAGUCUACAAAAUAUGGUCGCCUUUGACUACAGAGGUAAGAUCAAGAAAUAUGAUCAUGUUCAUGAAAUUUUAAAAGAUUUCUAUGAGGUUAGAUUAGAAUAUUAUCAAAAGAGAAAGGAUUAUAUGACAGGUAGAUUACAAUGGGAGGCUGAAAAAUUGUCUUUCCAAGUUAAAUUUAUCAAGAUGAUCAUUGAUAAAUCUCUAAUUGUCACAAAUAAACCAAAGAAGCAAUUGAUAUCCGAACUUGAGGAAUUAGGUUUCCCUAGAAUCAAUAAAGAAGGAAAACCACACUUCGGUAAGAUUGAUGAAGAAGUUGAAGCUAUAAUUAGUGAAGACGAAGAUGAGGACUUGGAAGAGAGUGAAGAAGCUACUAGAAAGAAGGACAAGGACGAUGAAAGUACUGUUAAUGGGCCUGAAGAACUCUUUGGUACUUAUGAAUACCUGUUAGGUUUAAAGAUUUGGUCUUUAACAAAAGAACGUUACGAAAAACUUUUGAAGCAGAAGCAAGAAAAAGAAACUGAGCUCGAAAAUCUGUUGAAACUUUCUGCCAAGGAUCUAUGGAAUAAUGACUUGGAUGACUUUUUGACUGCGUAUGAGGACUUCCAAAAAAUGGACUUGUUCUUGCGUAACAGUGCUGUUCCAAAAACAAAAGGUGGGAAAAGGAAGAGAAAAGGUGGUGAUGACGAUGACUAUGAUCCAUCGGGUAAGAAGAAACCUGCAAGAAGAAUUAAGAAAAUUAAGAAGGAAGACGAUUUCGAUAGAAUUUUGAUCAAACCUCAGGCGAAGAUAAAGGCUAAGAGGCCCGUUAAAGUAAAGGUCGAACCACCAUCUUCAGCUGCAUCAACACCCAGCGUAAAAGAAGAACUUGGGGUUUCAGAUGUAACGAGUAACGCUUCUACCCCAUCAACUACUAUAUUUGAUCAAAAGGUCAAACAAGAGAAUAGUGACGAGAGUGGAAUAAGCGCAUUUUCUAGUAAGUUCAACAAGAUCGCUUCAGCCUUUGAUGAAGAUGCACCAUUAGAUCAAAUUACGUCAGAGGAUACCUCUGUAAAGGAAUCAAGUGCUCCUGCAGCAAAGAAAAAAGCUCCACCCAAGAGAAAAGCCAAAGUAGUCGAAUCUUCUGAAGACGAACUCUCUGAUGCAAACUUGUCAGAGCAAGACGAUGAAGAAGUCGUACCAGUCAGAAGACAAAGGUCCUCUAGACAGACAGCAAAGAAGUCAUAUGCUGAGCCUAUAGAGAUAUCGGAUGAAGAAGAUUUCAUUGACGAUGAUGAGGAUGAAGAAGUUGACUCUGAUGAAUCUUUCAAUGAUGAAUGA